CCUUUGGCUCGGAGCGCUUUGAGUGACGCGCUCGCAGGAGCAGCGCAUCAUUUCAGCUGGGAAGGAAAGCGCGGCGCGGGCGAGAGAGUGAGAGAAAGAGCGCGCAAGUCCCCCGUCUCACUGAUCGUCACGCGCGAGGACCUCCUGAAUUCUCCCUUGAACCGAAUGGCUGUAUAAGAGACUCGGUCCCCGCAACUCCUCAUCUUCUUUCUCUUCUCCAUCUCAUCUGGGCCACACGAGUUGCUUCCUUCUGUACCGGGCCGCGCUUGGCAUAAAAAAAAAACCCCAAAGCAGUCCUACUUCUUUUCCGUCGCAGGCGCGUGUGGACGGCCAUGGAUAGCCAAAUUAAAUGGAAAGCAAAACGGAGGCUAAAGGGCGCGCGGCUUGCUCUAGCGAUGCUCGUCCUUUUCGCCGUAGCAACCACGUCGUCGCGCGCUGGACCAGUGGGUCCAGCUGACCUUCUGAAGAUUUUAGAUUUUCCAAGUUUGCCGGACGGCGUAACGAAAACUACAGGCUUCUGCACACACAGAAAGUCAUCGAAAGGGCCUGAUGUAGCCUACAAAGUAACCAAAGAUGCUCAGCUCAGUGCUCCUACCAAGCAGCUCUACCCCUCUUCCGUUUUUCCAGAAGACUUCUCUAUCGUGGCGACUGUGCGGCCGAAUAAGGGUAGCCAGGCGUUCCUGCUCUCCAUCUAUAACGAGCAGGGCAUGCAGCAGCUGGGCAUUGAGGUGGGCCGCUCUCCUGUCUUCCUCUAUGAGGACCACCUGGGAAAGCCAGGCCCUGAGGACUACCCUCUCUUCAGAGGAGUAAACCUGGCAGACGGAAAGUGGCACCGAGUGGCCAUCAGCGUCCAUAAGCAGAGCGUUACACUGAUUGUGGAUUGUAAGAAGCAGACGACACGCAAAUUGGCACGAAGCCCGAACCCCAUCAUCGACACUAAAGGGAUUGUGGUGUUUGGUACACGCAUUCUGGAUGAAGAAGUGUUUGAGGGUGAUAUUCAGCAGCUGAUGAUCAUAGCGGACCAUCGUGCUGCGUAUGACUACUGUGAACAUUAUAGCCCCGACUGUGAGGUUCCUGCUCAGGAGCAGCCACAAAACCAGGACCCCAACACAGAUGAAUAUAACACCGAAGAUGACACCUACUACUAUGAGUACCCAUACUAUGAUGACUUGGAUGCAGAAAAGAACGAGGAGUCAUCAGUAACCCCUGACAGGGCCCCAGAUUCAGGACCAAUCAUCACAAAGGAAACUGUGUCCACAGUAUUUGAAGGAGAAGGACAUUCAAGUUCUUCAAGUGCUCCCCCUACCGCAGAAACUGCUGGUGAGCCAUACGAUGACUACAGUGAUCCGGAAUACUACGAAGUGGCAACUUCCUCGCCCGCCACACGCGCACACAUAGGUACCGGGGAAGAUCUGGACCUGAGCAGUAGAUUAGAUCUGAGUCUUGGUGGAGGAGUGGACAAGCACAUCAUUACUUCAGGAGGAGAAGGUGGAGGAGAACAGACAUCCAGCUCUAGUAGCUCUGGUUCAAGCUCUGUUUCCGGCACAGGACAUGCAUCUGUUUCUAUAUCCAGUUCUGAAUCUGGAACCAGUUCUAGCGCUCCCUCCAUCUCGGAGGAUAAUUAUGAUAACUAUGAUACCUAUGGUGAGUACACUGAUACUUAUGGUGAGGGUGAGGGCACUACUGGCCAAGGUGCAUCUACUUCUGUUGGGAGUGGAACUGUUUCUGUUGGGAGCGAAUCAUCCUCAGUGAGCGGCGGCUCUGUUUCUGCUGGAGUUGGUUCCGAGUCUGUGAGCAGUUCAGCUGGGGCUGGUGGUGUGUCUACUAGCGCCGGGACUGAUCUGGGCGUGGAAACAUCCGAGAGAAAAUUUACAGAAGAGAAUAUUGAUGAUUAUACAGACCCGGAUUCAUUUAAGGAAGAUACCAUCACAGGUCUCACCGACUCUGACCUGGACAAGGUUUACUCUGAUUACAAAGACUAUUACGGUGAAGUCGAAGAAAAAGUUUUGCCUGCUGAGACGGACAGUUACCAGGUGGAAGGGUCAAGAGGAGAGAAGGGACAGAAAGGAGAGCCAGCCAUCAUUGAACCAGGAAUGUUGGUGGAGGGCCCCCCUGGUCCUGAGGGCCCAACUGGUCUCCCUGGUCCUCCAGGAACAUCAGGAGCCCCAGGCUCUCCAGGAGAUCCAGGAGAGAGGGGCCCUCCUGGUCGCCCUGGUCUUCCUGGAGCUGAUGGACUGCCAGGACCUCCAGGGACCGUCCUGAUGCUGCCUUUCCGGAUGGCCUCAGGGGGAGAUGGUGGCCAUAAAGGCCCUGCAGUUUCUGCCCAAGAGGCUCAGAUGCAGGCCAUUAUGCAGCAGGCCAGACUGGCAAUGAGAGGUCCAACUGGUCCAAUGGGCUUGACUGGUCGUCCUGGACCUCUGGGUCCUCCUGGUUUGACUGGAAUUAAAGGUGAAUCUGGAGAGCAGGGACAACAGGGUCUUCGUGGUCCAAUGGGUUCCAUUGGCCCUCCUGGAAAGCCUGGUAGAAGAGGUCGCCCUGGAGCAGAUGGAGCCAGAGGCAUGCCUGGACAAACUGGACCAAAGGGAGACAGAGGUUUUGAUGGCCUUGCUGGAUUACCUGGAGAAAAGGGACAUAGGGGUGAGCCUGGACCUCAAGGCCCCCCUGGACCUUCUGGAGAGGACGGAGAAAGAGGAGACGAUGGUGAGGUUGGACCUAGGGGUCUGCCUGGCGAACCAGGUCCUCGUGGUUUGUUAGGGCCCAAAGGACCGCAGGGAUCUCCUGGAGCUCCGGGUGUGACAGGAAUGGACGGCCAUCCUGGUCCAAAAGGAAACAUUGGGCCUCAAGGAGAGCCUGGUCCACCAGGACAGCAAGGAAACCCCGGUGCUCAGGGACUUCCAGGACCUCAAGGAGCCAUUGGAACCCCAGGAGAGAAGGGUCCAACAGGAAAACCAGGUUUACCAGGCAUGCCAGGAGCUGAUGGACCUCCGGGUCACCCUGGAAAGGAAGGGCCAUCUGGUGAGAAAGGUCACCUGGGACCACCUGGAGCACAAGGACCGAUUGGAUAUCCUGGCCCGCGAGGCGUGAAGGGUGCUGAUGGAGUUCGGGGAUUAAAGGGAAACAAGGGUGAAAAGGGAGAAGAUGGUUUCCCUGGAUUUAAAGGAGAUAUGGGUAUCAAGGGUGAUCGGGGUGAGAUUGGACCUGCAGGACCUAGAGGAGAGGAUGGUCCUGAAGGACCUAAAGGACGAGCUGGACUUCCUGGAGAUGCCGGACCUCUUGGACCAAAUGGAGAGAAGGGCAAGCUUGGAGUUCCAGGAUUGCCAGGUUAUCCUGGAAGACAAGGGCCAAAGGGUUCUCAAGGAUUCCAAGGCUUCCCAGGAGCCAAUGGAGAAAAGGGAACAAGGGGAAUAGCUGGAAAGCCUGGACCACGAGGACAGCGAGGACCUACUGGCCCUCGUGGGGAAAGAGGACCUAGGGGGCCGACAGGAAAAGCAGGUCCAAAGGGCACCUCAGGAAGUGAUGGACCACCAGGACCACCUGGUGAACGGGGCCUGCCAGGACCUCAGGGAUCAACUGGAUUCCCAGGACCUAAAGGCCCUCCUGGACCACCUGGAAAGGAUGGACUGCCUGGGCACCCUGGACAGAGAGGAGAGACAGGUUUCCAAGGGAAGACCGGACCUCCUGGACCUCCAGGUGUGCUAGGACCUCAGGGACCAACAGGUGAAACUGGACCAAUGGGAGAGCGAGGCCAUCCCGGACCUCCAGGACCACCAGGUGAACAAGGUCUGCCUGGACAUGCUGGUAAAGAAGGAGCCAAGGGAGAUCCAGGUCCGGCAGGCCCUGCUGGUAAAGAUGGACCUCAAGGACUGCGAGGUUUUCCUGGAGAGAGAGGGUUACCUGGGCCUGUUGGAACUGCAGGUUUGAAAGGGAAUGAAGGACCACCGGGUCCACCUGGACCAGCUGGUUCACCAGGUGAGCGAGGUCCUGCUGGCCCAACAGGUCCCACCGGACCCCCUGGACGCCCAGGACCUCAGGGACCCCCAGGGCCUUCCGGGGAGAAAGGUGGACCGGGAGAAAAAGGACCUCAAGGCCCUGCUGGUAGAGAUGGUAUUCAGGGUCCUGUCGGUUUGCCUGGUCCUGCUGGACCUCUUGGACCUCCAGGAGAGGAUGGAGAUAAGGGUGAGAUCGGUGAGCCUGGCCAGAAAGGUAGCAAAGGAGAUAAAGGAGAGCAGGGUCCUCCUGGUCCAACUGGACCUCAAGGGCCAAUUGGUGCACCUGGUCUAGCUGGAGCUGAUGGAGAGCCUGGUCCGAGAGGACAGCAGGGUUUGUUUGGGCAAAAAGGAGAUGAGGGACCAAGAGGAUUCCCUGGACCCCCUGGACCUGUUGGCCUUCAGGGUUUGCCUGGACCUCCUGGUGAGAAAGGAGAAACUGGAGAUGUUGGUCACAUGGGUCCACCUGGUCCUCCGGGUCCCCGAGGCCCCUCUGGACCCCCAGGAGCUGAUGGACCCCAGGGCCCCCCUGGAGGAAAUGGAAACCCUGGAGCUGUGGGAGAGAAGGGAGACCCAGGUGAGCCUGGAGAGCCUGGUUUGCAAGGCGAUCUUGGCCCUCCGGGACCAAGAGGUGAGCGAGGAGAGAAAGGAGAAGCUGGUCCUGCUGGCUCUGCUGGUCCACCAGGACCUAAGGGCCCUCCUGGAGAUGACGGUCCUAAAGGAAGUCCAGGUCCAAGUGGUUUUCCGGGUGACCCUGGACCUCCUGGAGAGCCUGGUCCAGCUGGCUUGGAUGGUCCUUCUGGUGACAAAGGUGAUGACGGAGAACCUGGUCAGCCUGGAUCACCAGGACCAACUGGCGAGUCUGGACCAACUGGACCACCAGGAAAGAGAGGUCCUCCAGGAGCAGCAGGACCUGAGGGACGACAGGGAGAAAAGGGAGCUAAAGGCGAGUCCGGUCUCGAGGGUCCACAGGGUAAGACAGGUCCUGUUGGACCUCAAGGUGCUCCUGGCAAGCCUGGAUCUGAAGGAUUGCGGGGAAUCCCUGGCCCAGUAGGAGAGCAAGGCCUGCCUGGGUCUCCUGGACCUGAUGGACCCCCAGGACCAAUGGGUCCUCCUGGUUUGCCUGGAUUGAAAGGAGACACUGGAGUUAAAGGAGAAAAGGGUCAUCCAGGUCUGAUUGGUUUGAUUGGGCCUCCUGGAGAGCAGGGAGAAAAAGGAGACCGAGGACUGCCAGGACCACAGGGAUCAUCAGGACCUAAAGGAGACAAUGGUAUCCCUGGCCAUGCUGGAUCUCUGGGGCCGAUUGGACCUCCUGGAUUGCCUGGCCCCCCUGGUCCCAAAGGAGCAAAGGGAUCAUCAGGUCAAACUGGACCAAAGGGAGAAGCAGGAGUACCAGGACCUCCAGGCCCUCCGGGUCCACCAGGCGAUGUCAUCCACCCACUGCCCAUCCUUGCAAGCCCUAAGAGAGCACGAAGGAGUAUUGAUGGCAGCCAGUUGGCGGACGAUGCGCCUGAUUCCAACUACAAAGAUUAUGAAGAUGGUAUGGAGGAGAUUUUUGGUUCGCUCAACUCUCUUAAACAGGAGAUUGAGCAGAUGAAGCAUCCACUUGGAACCCAGAGCAACCCAGCACGCACAUGCAAAGACCUGCAACUCUGCCACCCUGACUUCCCAGACGGCGAGUACUGGAUUGAUCCAAACCAGGGCUGCUCACGAGAUUCUUUCAAGGUUUACUGCAACUUCACAGCUGGAGGAGAGAGCUGUAUCUUCCCAGAUAAAAAGAGUGAAGGGAGUAAAAUGGCUCGCUGGCCCAAAGACAGCCCAGGCACUUGGUAUAGUCGCUACAAACGGGGGUCCAUGCUUUCAUACAUGGACGCUGAAGGCAAUCCGAUUGGUGUGGUCCAAAUGACAUUCCUGCGCUUGCUAAGUGCCUCGGCGCGGCAGAACCUCACAUAUAACUGCUACCAGUCUGUGGCCUGGCAUGAUGAAGAGCUGGACACUCACGACAAGGCCAUCCGCUUCCUGGGCUCCAACGAUGAAGAGAUGUCCCAUGACAACAAUCCAUACAUUACUGCCAUUAUGGAUGGAUGUGCGUUGAAAAAGGGCUAUGAAAAGACUAUUCUAGAGAUCAACACUCCAAAAGUGGAGCAAAUACCAUUUGUUGACAUCAUGUUCAACGAUUUCGGUGGAGCAACGCAGAAGUUUGGCUUCGAGGUUGGCCCGGCCUGCUUUAUUGGCUAAGACUGUUCACUGAACGCACCAAAGAAAAAAAAAACAUUCAUUUUCUCAGAAACCAAAGAAAGGAAUAGGACAACAUAUUUUCUAAAGAUUUGUGUUUCCAAAAUAAAACACCAACUUAGCAUAGAAAGGAUAAAUAAAAUUAAAAAAAUUAAUAAAGAAUGGUCUCUCACAAACCCAAACAUAUUUUGACCUCAGUGUACCUGUCUCUGUCACAUGCAAGUUUUGAAACUGGAUUAGCUGAAUGCUAGCUAGCUAACCCUAUGCUUUAAUUGCCACUUUCUGGCCACCCGUGCUGUAUAGGUGUAUAGGUAUAGGAGAUAGCAACAGUAUUCUUCCAGCUUUAAUGCACUUCUUGCAGGUGGAAACCUCCUCACACUCUCCACCUGCGUUUAGCUCUGUCAGGUUUCUGCUUGCAUUUAUUCAGUGUUUCAACUCCCAUCCACCCCCUCCCCCUCCCUCCCUCGAGUACUUCAAUGAACUUUAUUUUGUGCAUAUUUGUUUUCCCAUUCCCUGGAAUGGUGCUUAUAUAUAAAUAUAUAUAAAUAUUUUUUUCUAUGUUUGUAAGUACUUUCUGUAUAUUUUUCUGUUUUUUUCUCUGUUUCUUUUUUUGUGUGCGCUUCAAAACAUGCAUGUGAACCAUUGAGUGAGAAGGACAGCAGGGAUGCUGGUGAUUGGUGCAAAUAAAAUAUUCAACUCUAUCGAUCAUCCUAGAGAAAAUUAGAUAGCAGAACAAAAGAAAUAAAUUGACAGAAACGAAAAGAGAAACCAAGAAGAAAGUAUUACGUCCUGAUGCAGGUGUGACCCACAUCCUUCGACUUUUUUUUUCCUUUUUUUUUUUUUUUUGUUUCACAUAACUGAAUGAAAUUAAAAGUUAGAACAAGCAACAAUAGCAAGUUCAUGGCAAAUAAUUUUCUGGAUUGUUACAAUCACAGGGUAUCUGAACGAUUCCAUCCUUUAUCCUUUUUCUAUCACACCUUGUGCUUAAGUCUAUCACAAAGCACACACAAUGAGAAACAGUUUCAUUGAGGAAACACUAAAUGAGUGAACUAGGUGCUAUUUCCUUCUGCCUGUGGUGCUAUAUACAUAUAUAUUUUCCAUUUUUUUUUGUUUGUUUUAAAUGAUUCACCAAUGAUGAUGCAUCUUCCAUUUCUUUCAUCACCUUUUCUCCUUUUUUUCUGGGUAGCAAGUCCUGUGUCCUGUGUGGGGAAAUAUUCUUAUGCAUGCGGAUCCAUCAUAAUCAUUCAUAAACCAAAAAUUUUGACCAUGUAACUAACAAAUUUGUCUAUGUGCCAUCACCCUACACACUGUUGUCAAACGUGCAGUAUGCAGACUGUAAAGUGGCGCUUUACCGGGAGAUUAUUUAUGUAUUUUUUUCUGCAUAGUCCUCUAUAGCACAUUUAUUCCCAUAAAUUUAGAAUGUAGUUUAAAGAAAGUAGAUUUUUUAAGGUAGUAAUUAUUUUACAGUGUUUGUGGACCUAGAGCUUUACAGUGGACAUGAGUGCAAUCGGCAGUUCACCUCAAGCAGACAGCAGUCCAUAAAGUCUUCAGUGGAGAGAUUUAUUAUUUUUUUUUGUACAGGGAAGAACUUGACCUCUGUUACCAGAGCCAAAUACAGAGGACUAACUAAUCUACUGUCCUCCAUUUCUCAGGCCAAAUAUAUUCUCACAGAAUAGACUUCAUGAAAUACACUCAAUGACCAGCAGAUCACUUUGUUUGAGAUUGUGAAACUGUGUGGUAGAUAGAGUUCCCAUUUUUGGUAUAGAAAGAAAAUUAAUUUUCUUGCCUCUUUUUUUCUAUUUUCCCCGCAUUUCUUUGCCACUAAACCCUAAUGCACUCAACAUCUUACACCACUAUGCCAGCUACUUUGCUACAAACCUUUGCAUUCUAUUAAUUUGAAAUAUGACUUGAACUGUUAAAAGAAAAAAAAUCACAACACAUAAUUCUAAUCAUUAAAUAAAAAAUAACCAUUUUGUAAAUUAAAAACAAAAAAUAGCCAAGAUGCUGCCAAUAAAAGAAUUCUGUUUUGUUUGGUUUUUGUAAUAUUUGUCUUGUGUUGUGUUGUCUGUUUAAGGUCUUGUUAAACCUGUGUAAGAGAGGAUAGAAGAUAUAUUGUUAUUUUGUGUCAAUAAAUUCAAGUUUACUGUGGCCACGCACCCUUGUAUGUCUUUUGAAGCAUUAAAGCCUUUCUGUAUGCAUGAAAA
Messenger RNA from Clarias gariepinus (North African catfish), 8425 nucleotides. It is a transcript of the gene col5a1, whose product is annotated as procollagen, type V, alpha 1. Bases 333 to 6224 code for a protein of 1963 amino acids. The record is from RefSeq and is a predicted model, not a curated record. The transcript is spliced from 66 exons. Gene Ontology annotation, molecular function: extracellular matrix structural constituent. NCBI's taxonomy places the organism in Eukaryota, Metazoa, Chordata, Actinopteri, Siluriformes, Clariidae.